AUAGAUCGGGCCGGACGCCGCUUCUUGUGGCCUCAGGGCGAGGAGAUGAGGCGGUUGCCCGGCCACUCCUUGACUGUGGAGGCGAUGUCGCGGCUGCCGACCACGACGGCAGGACACCGCUGCACUUGGCCUCGAGCGGAGGACACGAGAUGCUCGCCAGCCUGGUGAUCGACCGAGGAGCAGAUAUCUGGGCGGCCGAUAAUUGGGCGCGGCCACCAUUGCACCUCGCAUCGAGUGGAGGCCACCAGGCAUUGGUUCGUGUCCUGCGGGAUCACGGCGCCACAUGGUUUCCACCCUCUUUCCGAUUAAACGUUCCGAAGUGAUGGGCCCGGGUAUGUGUGCACGUACAUAAAGCCGGGCUGCGGUCGAGCGGUGGUUUCCUGCGUGGGGGUUCAUCGUAAAGUGAAUGGUGUAUAUACUCGGGGUGAAUCGCUUAUCCGGG
Messenger RNA from Tricharina praecox, 442 nucleotides. RefSeq lists its product as uncharacterized. Lineage: Eukaryota; Fungi; Ascomycota; Pezizomycetes; Pezizales; Pyronemataceae. The transcript has a single exon. Gene Ontology annotation, molecular function: protein binding. The coding region runs from base 150 to 323 and encodes 57 amino acids. The record is from RefSeq and is a predicted model, not a curated record.